UUCAUUGGCCAAGAAAUGUGGAGCGGAACUGGUUUGAUUAAGCUGCUCAUCGGGCCUAUCCUGAUGGUAGCAUCCUCAUCCGCCCAAGGCAACUCUUCAAAGAACGUUGUCUGCUACCAGGGCACUUGGUCCGUUUAUCGACCUGGUCUGGGCAAGUUCGGCGUGGAGGAUAUCGAUCCGUUUCUAUGCACCCACUUGAUCUACGCCUUCUUGGGCAUUGAGGAGACGGGUCAACUGCGGGUGAUUGAUGCCUAUCUGGAUCUCGAGGACAAUGGCGGCCGGGGAAAUAUCAAGAGCUUUAACGCACUCAAGCUGAAGAAUCCCGUGCUGAAGACUCUGGUGGCCGUGGGUGGUUGGAACGAGGGCUCCAAAAGAUUCUCCUUGGUAGCCAGCGAUCCCCUGAAGCGCGCCAAGUUCGUGGACGAUGUGGUCAGAUUCCUGCAGCGCCAUGGAUUUGAUGGCCUGGAUCUCGACUGGGAGUAUCCCGGCCAGCGUCACAGCCUGGAAAACGCGGAUCAAUCGAACUAUAUAACGUUUUUAAAGGAGCUGAAGGAGGGGCUGGAACCCUUUGGUUUCCUGCUCACCGCGGCUGUGGGAUCCGCCCAGUUCUCCGCUGAAAUAUCCUACGACAUUCCGGCCAUGGUCCCAUACUUGGACCUCAUCAAUGUGAUGGCCUAUGACCUCCACGGACCUUGGGACCAGGUUGUAGGCAUCAAUGCUCCUCUCUAUGCCGCUGAAAGUGAUUCCAACGACGCCACCGGUCGGCAGCAGCAGCUCAAUGUGGACGCCAUAGUCAAGUAUUGGCUGCAAGCAGGUGCUCCGCCAGAAAAACUGAUCGUAGGAGUUCCCUUCUACGGACGCACCUUCACCUUGACCACCGCAGAGGGCAACCAGCCAGGAUCUCCGCAUAUAGGAAGGGGAAUAGCGGGCAAAUACUCCCGUGAACCGGGUGUCCUUGGAUACAACGAACUCUGCGAGCUGAUGCAGCAGGAGGAGUGGACCAAGAAGUGGGAGCCGACACAGCAGGUGCCCUACGCCUUCAGGCAGCGACAGUGGGUGGGCUACGAGGAUCCACGCAGCCUGUCACUCAAGGCGCAGUAUGUGAUGGACCACCAUCUGGGUGGCAUUAUGGUCUGGUCCCUUGAAUCGGAUGACUUCAAAGGCACCUGUGGUCAGCAGACCUAUCCCCUCCUGCACGAAAUCAACCGAGUGCUCUUCGGCAGUGAUACACCCACUGGCUUGACCCCCGAAUCCAGCAAGGACAAGCCCAGUGAGGGGUUCAGUUGUUCGGCUGAUGCCCCUGAAGGAUAUGUUCGUGAUCCGGACAACUGCUCCAAGUUCUACUACUGCAGUGGCGGCACGACCAACAAUUUCGAUUGUCCCAGUGGACUUAAUUUCGACUUAAACACAAAUAGAUGUAACUACUCGGGAUCAGUAAAGUGCUGAUCUUUAUUUUUACAAGCGAA
Molecule: messenger RNA, 1466 nt
Organism: Drosophila suzukii
Lineage: Eukaryota; Metazoa; Arthropoda; Insecta; Diptera; Drosophilidae
Gene: Cht8
Product: Chitinase 8
Biological process (GO): chitin catabolic process; carbohydrate metabolic process
Cellular component (GO): extracellular region
Molecular function (GO): chitin binding; chitinase activity
Source: RefSeq, a predicted model, not a curated record